UGACUAAUUUUAAAAUAACCCAAAUGAUAAUUGAUAAACACAUAAAAUAAUCUCGUGUUAUUUUUUUACAUCAAUUUUAUUAUUAUCAUUAUAUAUUUAUUUUUAAGAAUGUGUCUGUGUGUAUAUAAUUUGUUGGACAUUGGGGAAAUGGAAAUGUGAAUUGACGUUGAACCGUUCUCCUGGUUGAGUCAGCAUCUGGGUGUUGUGUGUUGGGUCAAAAAAUAAUUAAAAAAAUUAAAUCAGUUUCGCGAUAGCCGUUGUGUCAUAAGUUUACGUUGAAAAAGUAAAAUAAUUUCAAGUACAUUACUAGUGGCUUAAAUAUAAAUUCCCAAAAUAAAUAAUAUUAUAUAUAAAUAACUAUUAAUUAAAUUAAAUUAUCAUUUAUAUAUUUAUUUUUAUUUUUAUUUGGAACACAGGAAAGGUGACUAAGAGUUGAGACAAAAAAUAAAAAAAUAAAAAUUCUAAAGAAAUCUGAGUCAAACAAAAAAUAAAUAAAAAAAAAGAAGAUUUUAAAAAAAGCACCAUUAAAACAAAAGGAUUUAAUAAAAUAAUAAAAAAAAAAAUAGUUAAAAUAAUGGCGUCGUCAAAGAGAAAGCUGGAUGAGAAACAACAUCUUAAAAUAUUACGCGAAUUGGUCUCAUUACCGGGAAAUAAAGAGUGCUUUGAUUGUCGACAACGUGGACCAACUUAUGUCAAUGUAACAAUUGGCUCAUUUGUCUGUACAACAUGUUCUGGUAUGCUACGUGGUAUAACACCACCACAUCGUGUAAAAUCAAUAUCAAUGGCAACAUUUACACCAGAAGAAAUUGAUUUUAUUAAAAACCAUGGUAAUGAUUAUUGUCGUAAAGUAUGGCUUGGUUUGAUGAAUACAAAUCAACAAAAUCAACAUAUUGAUAAAAAAGAUGAACAAAAAAUGAAAGAUCUUAUGAUUGCAAAAUAUGAAACAAAAAAUUAUUAUCUUGAACCAUCAUUAGAAAAUAAUAACAACAACAACAACAACAAUAAUAAUAAUAAUGAUAAUACAAUUGAUAAUAAUAAUCAAAAAAUACAAGUCAAUAAAAAUUUAAAAAAUAUUAAUAAUAAUAAUAUUCAGAUAAGUGUACCAAGAGUACCACAAAUUGGUGUAAUGCCAAUAUCAAUAGCACCUCCUCGUAUUAAUAAUAAGAAUAAUAAUAAUAAUCAUAAUAAUAAUAUUGUUAAUAAUAAUAAUAUAAAAAAUGUAGUUGAUGCAUUUACAACAGAUUUUGUUGCUGACUUUAGUAAAGUACCUGAUCCAUUUAUUCCUGAAACAAUGUCAUAUGCAUCAAAAAUUGAAGAACAACCUUCAUUUGCUAAUUUUGAUAAUAAUCCAGUAUUUAAUUCAAACAAUAACGAAAUGUCAUCGUCAUUUAAUCAAAUUGGGAAAACCCACAUGUCCAAUUUAAAUGGAAUUAAUGUUCCACCGUCAGAGGAUCGAUAUGCUGCCUUGAAAGAUUUGGAUUCAAUGAUGAAAAAAAAUCAAUUUAAAGAUGAUGUAUCAAUAGCUACACGACCAUUACCAUUACCAUCAUCAUCGUCAUCAUCAUCAUCAUUAUCAUCUGCCUGGAUCAACAACAAUUCCAAUCAAUUAAAUAAUAUCUGGACGACAAAUGAACAAACAUCAAAUGUUCUUUCAAAUCCAUUUGUUGGUAAUAAUAAUGAUUUAUGGGGUACAUCAUUGCAUACCAUGAACAAUAAUAAUAAUAAUAAUAUGCAACAAGUUGACAAUGGAAUAUGUAAUACAGCAAAUCCAUUUAGACAAACGCAAUUUUCAGAUAACAAUGAAUCUCAUCAAUGGAUAGGCUUUGGAACACAAAAUACUACGGAUGUACUUCCAUCUAGUCAAAUGAUGACUUCACUCCCCGGAAAAAUAUGGCAUCCGAAUGUUUCGUCUUAUCAAGCAAACCCCUUUAUGGUCGGUACAGGUGUUGGUAAUCCAGCAAGAAGUUCAAAUAAUCCAUUUUUAUGAUCAAAAUAAUAAAAUUUAUAUUUUA
Aphidius gifuensis is the source of this 2012-nucleotide messenger RNA. It is a transcript of the gene drongo, whose product is annotated as probable basic-leucine zipper transcription factor J. Bases 575 to 1987 code for a protein of 470 amino acids. The transcript is spliced from 6 exons. Gene Ontology annotation, molecular function: GTPase activator activity. The record is from RefSeq and is a predicted model, not a curated record. Lineage: Eukaryota; Metazoa; Arthropoda; Insecta; Hymenoptera; Braconidae.